AUGAGGAGCGAUUCCAGUACGAGAACAGUAUCUCAGCUACUACCCGAGAGACCUAGUAGCAAACCACCACAGCCUCCUCAAAAGUCCCCACAAGUACCUGGUGUCCAAACCCCAGCAACAGUAUUUGAAGAGCACAGAAGCCCUACGAUUCAGAGAGCGCUGUAUCCCGGACUACCUGCGCAUCCUGCAGCCUACAAGAUGCCAGCUUAUCAAUCUGCGCAUCACAACACACGGUCUCUAGAGCAGGCUAAACAACCGGCGUUGUCAUUGUCGAUACCUGGGAAAGCAUAUACUGUCAGAGAAGCCGAGGGCUCCCCUGACUUCGAACUGCUUCCACCACCUCCAGUUAUAGUAUCGACCUCGAGCGAUCGAUGUGAUAGUGACUCAAACAACCGCUCCAGCAGCCAUAGCUUGCUAAAGUACUACGCAAGCGUAGAUAGUGGCUCGCCCGACGACCUCUACUCUGCAACACCCAUCGAAGAGCAGACACAGGUCCGCCGACCGCCACCGGCGGCCAUUACUGUAACGAAGGCGGUCUUUCCGCCGCGCGCAGUACGAACAUCAACAGCGUCAGACGUUUCACGCAGGACCUCCUUCGAGAGCACUGAUCCGGACGAGCCCACUCCGCCGGAUGAAGAGGACAGAAGAUUGACCCCUGUGGUAGAGUCGCCAAUCGCAGCCAUUAGAUAUCCGAAGGUACCUCGAAGCUCCAAUCAGUCAGUGCCCAGAUCACCAAAUUAUCAGGUCUCGCCAAACUCUGUGACCUGGCCUGUAGCCCGGUGGCAGGUGCCCGAUAAACAAGUGUCUUCAAGGCAUUCGCCCUCAUUUAUGGGCUCGAAUUUAGCCGCCAAGCGUAGAGGACCUACGGCUCAACAAGAUCUAGAGCUGGGACUCAAGAUCCACGAUUUAGCGUACGCUUCUCACUCGCGGAAAAAUCCCCAGCAGGCGGCUAGCAUUUCACAGAAGGUCCGCCCAUCCCACAGGCAAGAGAGUCCGUUCAACGGAUAUGGACGCGUUGCGAACAAGCGGGAAUCAGCCUGGCCACUUCCGAACGAAGUGGCAGCAGCAGUCAGAUCGCCUCCGUUACGAAGUCCGUUAUGGGAACCCAAGUUGACUCCGCGACGGCAAGGUGAUGAUCUAUAUCUCAGUGUUUCGAUUGCAACACCACUGGAGGCCCACUUCCGACAAUGA
Fulvia fulva is the source of this 1191-nucleotide messenger RNA. RefSeq lists its product as uncharacterized. The transcript has a single exon. The coding region runs from base 1 to 1191 and encodes 396 amino acids. Lineage: Eukaryota; Fungi; Ascomycota; Dothideomycetes; Mycosphaerellales; Mycosphaerellaceae. The record is from RefSeq and is a predicted model, not a curated record.